UGAAGACUUUAAUUCCCUCCUCUCUCUCUCUCUCUCUAAAUCGGUCUGUCAAGGCCAACAACCCAUGUGGUAGCUUUGCCACUGUUCCAACUCCAUCGCAUUCAGUCCCUUUUUCACAUGGAUCCUCUGCACCCCAAGAAUCCAGGGUCUCAUUAUCUCCUCUCCUGCCCCCUCCAUACUCAUCAAUUCCAAUACCCACUUUCUCGGUCAGUCUCUCUCUCAUGGUUUCUUCUUCCAUUACGUUACAGGUGUUGGUCAGAGAGCUAUUUAUCUCUCAAUAUAUCUUCUCUUUCUCUCUCAUCCCAACCUCUGAUAAGAUCCCAUAUCGAGUACCCCAGAUAAUGUGAGGGACGAGGCUUUUGUCCUAAGUUUGGUUUGGUUCGGUUCGGUUCGGUUCCAUGUCAAAAUGGGUUCUUUAUUCUGACGCAGUUGGGUGCUUAUCUCCUUUGCACGCAUUUGGAGAUUCCUUUCGCUUGGAGCCACCGCCAUUGUAGAAAUCCUGCUGGUGCUUUUUUCUCUCUCUCUCUCUCCAAAGCACUGUCUCUCGAUUUUGGGGCUCUCUAGUUAUUCCUGAGAACUACUGUCCUCACUGUUUCUUGUAAAUGUGAUUGAUGUUCAAUGAAUUUUUUCUCUCUCAUACCAAUCUGGGUUUUGGGGCACUCGAGUUAUUCCUCAGAAUAGUUGUUCUCUCACGCUCUUUUUUUAAUUAAUUUCAAUGAAUUUUGUCUUCUUCUUACACUUUUCUGGGUUCUAGGCCUUUGGCGUUUUCUGCGUUAUUCCUGUGAACGACUUGUUCUCUUUUAAAUUAAUGUUCUAUAACUUGAGUCACUCUCUGUGUUUUGGGGGUCUCAAGUUUUUCCUGUGAGUGAAUUACUUGAGUCACUCUUUUUUUGGGAGUCUCAAGUUUUUCGUGUGACUGCCUCUCUUUAAAUUUUCUGUUGAUUUGCUCUCUCUCUCUAAAUGUUCUGUUGAUUUACUCUCUCUCUAAAUUGGCAUGUCUCAAAAUUUUGUGGUUGCCAAUAUUCUUUGGGGCAGUUGGAAUUAUUGUAAAGGAUUGUUAUUACAGAGGUUGAGGAUUUAGUGAGAGAGAGUGAGGGAAGGAAAUGUCAAUGAAGAGCAGAGGAGGGGAAGAGUCUGUUAAGAAUGUAUCGAGGAGAUUGGUUCUCUUCCUGUGUCUAGGAAGCUUCUGUCUUGGCUUGCUCUUCACCAGUAGAAUUGAUGAUGUACCUGAUCCUAUAGAUGGUAUCGAGGCAAAUUUUGUCCAUGAGGAAAUACUAAAGUCUGUUGCUGAAGACUGUCCUACAAAAUCUAAGGUCACAAGGAGCAAGCACAAAUACCUUGCGGAGGUUUUGACACCAGACCAUUCUAUUGAGGCACUGGAUAAAACCAUAUUAAAUAUAGAGAUGGAAUUAGAAGCAGCAAAGGCUUCACAUGGGAGGCUACUUAGAGGCUCUAAUGGCCUUGGAAAACCUAUGGGUUCUGAUUCUACUGCAAAACGCCGAGCUUUCAUGGUUAUAGGAAUUAAUACAGCUUUUAACAGUAGAAAACGCAGAGACUCAAUUCGCUCAACAUGGAUGCCACAAGGUGAAAAGAGAAAGAAGUUGGAGGAAGAGAAAGGCAUCAUUGCUAGAUUUGUCAUAGGUCACAGUGCAACCCCAGGUGGGAUUUUGGAUAGAGCAAUUGAGGCUGAGAACAGAAAGCACGGGGAUUUCUUGAGGCUGGAGCAUGUUGAAGGGUACCUUGAAUUGUCAGCUAAGACGAUGACAUAUUUUUCUACUGCUGUUUCCUUGUGGGAUGCAGAUUUUUAUAUAAAAGUUGAUGAUGAUGUUCAUGUCAAUCUAGGAGCACUUGGAACAACUUUGGCAAGGCACAAGUCAAAGCCUCGGGUUUAUAUUGGUUGCAUGAAGUCCGGUCCAGUUCUUUCUCAAAAGGGUGUGAGGUACUAUGAGCCAGAGUUUUGGAAGUUUGGGGAGGAGGGAAACCGAUAUUUUAGGCAUGCGACAGGACAACUAUAUGCAAUUACCAAAGAGUUGGCGACAUAUAUAUCGAAAAACAGGCACAUGCUACACAAAUAUGUAAAUGAGGAUGUUUCAUUAGGGUCUUGGUUCAUAGGGAUGGACGUGGAGCACAUUGAUGACCGCACACUUUGUUGUGGAACUCCUCCAGAUUGUGAGUGGAAGGCGCAGGGAGGGCAUGCUUGUGCUGCCUCAUUUGACUGGAGCUGUAGUGGUAUUUGCAAGUCUGCCGAAAGAAUUUAUGAAGUGCACCGCCGUUGUGGCGAAAGUGAAAAAGCUCUCUGGAGUGUGGACUUUUGAGACCUAUAUCUUCACACCAAGAAGAACGUGGCUUCUAAAUGGUAUUAUGGAUAGUCCUCUCCUUUUAGAUUUAGAGAGGAAUAAACUACACUAUCUCCAAGUGGUAACACGGUCCUAGAUGUGUAUACUAUCAAGAGGAAGUCUGAUCGGGAACACCCCUCAUGUUUCGAUGAAGAGAUCAUAAUAAGCUUGAUCAUUUUCGCCCGUUCUUUUCAUCUUCUUGGACGCCAUCCUGUUUGUUCUUAUUAGGAAACUCCCCUGUACUAUUCUAUCAAAAGGUCACUCGUUGUCAUAUUCUGUACGAAGAAUAUAGUAGUCUUUCGUUUUUUUUUUUUUUUCAAUACUAACAAAGAUACUUCACCUGUAUGGAUCAAGCAGCUAAUGAAGCGGAGCAUUUUUGACAA
Amborella trichopoda is the source of this 2719-nucleotide messenger RNA. RefSeq names its product putative beta-1,3-galactosyltransferase 2. The record is from RefSeq and is a predicted model, not a curated record. Gene Ontology annotation, cellular component: Golgi membrane. NCBI's taxonomy places the organism in Eukaryota, Viridiplantae, Streptophyta, Magnoliopsida, Amborellales, Amborellaceae. Gene Ontology annotation, molecular function: galactosyltransferase activity.